Molecule: messenger RNA, 3974 nt
Organism: Ailuropoda melanoleuca (giant panda)
Lineage: Eukaryota; Metazoa; Chordata; Mammalia; Carnivora; Ursidae
Gene: PPP2R1B
Product: protein phosphatase 2 scaffold subunit Abeta
Exons: 12
Coding region: 171-1403 (410 amino acids)
Biological process (GO): protein dephosphorylation
Cellular component (GO): protein phosphatase type 2A complex; cytoplasm; cytosol
Molecular function (GO): protein phosphatase regulator activity; protein binding
Source: RefSeq, a predicted model, not a curated record
CUCUGGAAGCUCAUUUUGUACCUCUGGUGAAGCGCCUGGCGAGUGGGGAUUGGUUCACUUCUCGCACAUCUGCGUGUGGUUUGUUCAGCGUUUGCUAUCCCAGGGCUUCGAAUGCUGUCAAAGCAGAAAUUAGACAGCACUUCCGUUCCUUGUGCUCAGAUGACACUCCAAUGGUACGACGUGCUGCUGCUUCCAAAUUGGGCGAAUUUGCAAAAGUUUUGGAAUUAGACAGUGUGAAAAGUGAAAUUGUUCCACUGUUCACUAAUCUAGCUUCAGAUGAACAAGAUUCAGUGCGUCUCCUAGCUGUGGAAGCUUGUGUCAGCAUUGCCCAGUUACUGUCUCAGGAGGACCUCGAGGCUUUGGUGAUGCCUACACUUCGGCAAGCAGCAGAAGAUAAAUCUUGGAGGGUUCGCUACAUGGUAGCUGACAAGUUUUCAGAGCUCCAGAAAGCUGUGGGUCCUAAAAUCACCCUAAAUGACCUCAUCCCCGCCUUUCAGAACUUACUUAAAGACUGUGAAGCUGAAGUCCGAGCAGCUGCCGCCCACAAAGUAAAAGAACUUUGUGAGAACUUGCCCUCUGAAGGUAGAGAGACCAUAAUUAUGAAUCAAAUUCUGCCCUGUAUAAAGGAAUUAGUAUCUGAUACAAAUCAACACGUCAAAUCGGCUCUAGCGUCUGUGAUUAUGGGACUGUCUACCAUUUUGGGCAAAGAGAAUACCAUUGAACAUCUUCUGCCUCUGUUUUUAGCUCAGUUAAAGGAUGAGUGUCCAGAAGUUCGUUUGAAUAUCAUCUCUAACUUGGACUGUGUAAAUGAAGUGAUUGGGAUCCGUCAACUCUCUCAGUCUCUCCUUCCUGCCAUAGUGGAGCUGGCUGAAGAUGCCAAGUGGAGGGUCCGGCUGGCCAUCAUUGAGUAUAUGCCACUGCUGGCGGGCCAGCUGGGUGUGGAGUUCUUUGACGAAAAGCUGAAUUCUUUAUGUAUGGCCUGGCUUGUGGACCAUGUGUAUGCCAUCCGUGAAGCUGCCACCAACAACCUCAUGAAACUCGUUCAGAAGUUUGGUACAGAGUGGGCCCAAAAUACCAUCGUUCCCAAAGUGCUAGUAAUGGCAAAUGAUCCUAAUUACUUGCACAGAAUGACCACUUUAUUCUGCAUUAAUGCACUGUCUGAAGCCUGCGGUCAGGAAAUCACCACUAAGCAGAUGCUGCCCAUCGUAUUGAAAAUGGCAGGAGACCAAGUAGCGAAUGUCCGUUUCAAUGUGGCCAAAUCUCUUCAGAAAAUUGGACCAAUUCUAGAUACUGAUGCUCUGCAGGAGGAAGUGAAGCCAGUGCUACAGAAGUUAGGUCAAGAUGAGGACAUGGAUGUCAAAUACUUUGCACAGGAAGCCAUAAGCGUGCUUGCGUUGGCAUAAUGAGGAACAGGAGGGAAAAGACUUUACUAAAUUCUUAUCACAGAUUUCUAGUCAAUGUGUUCUUAAACUGGGUGGAGAAAAAGUGGAAAACCUUCAAGACCUCAUCCAAGCAGAUGGCAGCAACUUACAAGAGAUCAAAUUUCAGUGACUUCAUUCUUUCUAAAGAUGAAAUGGGAUUGUUUUUUACUCGUCGUCUUUUUUGGGAUAAUUCUAUUGAAAGCAUUCUCAUUGUUUGUGACCAGUUCCUGACACUUGGUGCAGUCAUUUCUUGAUUGUCUCCUGCUGAUCUGUCGGCACCAUGCGGGCUCCUGCAUCGCGCUGUGGAAUCAGGCCCUGGCCGCUUGCUGUUCCCGACCAAGCCUGGAUGGGUUUGGACCCAGACAGGGAGUGGAGUGAUUCUCUUGAUGUUUACAUGUAUCCGUGUGUCUCUCCAUCAUUCCAAAGUUAAAUGUACAUGGUUUAGAAUAACUUAUUUCAUAAACCCUCUAUUUGGGAGACCUGUGGAGAUGUAACUGUAUGGUCUGCCUCAGCGUCUCUCACGAGAGGGAAGUGUGGAAGCUCAGGGUUCAUGUAUUGGUUGUUUUGGUUUUUAUUUGCUUGAUUUUCACUGUAAUCAUGUCAUUCGGAAACCUGGAGUACACGUGCAUCUCGCCGCUCACAUGUGGUGCUGGAAGUUCCCCGGAUGCCGGUGGCUCAGCACUGUGGCUGCUUCACAAACACUGGGCCCCCCCCCCGCCCCCGCCCCGAGACACGACAGCGUAGCGCCUCCCUGAUAAGCAGUCAUCUUACUGCUUCACGGUAAGGUCGCCAUUCAGUGUUUGAUGAGUAGGGCAGUGUUGUGAGGGUUUCCUGCUCUGGACCUGGAGCCUGUUGCCGUUGGGUCCUUGCUGCCGUAGCUUCGCACUGACGUCUCGGGACGGGUGAUGCCAGACCCCACUCAGGGUUUGCAGUGUUCUUUGUUGUUCUACGGUAAAACCUCGUUAAUGUCUCCUGGAAUUUAAGACAGUGAGUGAAACUGAAGGGUUUGCUGAAGCCAAUUAAUAGUAUGUAAGGAAGCCUGUUGUAUCUGAACUACUGAAGUAAUUUUAAAAAGCUCUAAAAGGCACCCUUUUACCAGUUGACAUGCCCAUUACUGAUCACUCUUCAGUUUUAUUAAAAUAACUUCCAUGGGGAUUGGUAAUAGGCUACACCUUUUUUUUUAGAUGUAUUCAUUUUACUCUUUAUCUCUGAAAUACAUAUGUAUGUAUUUCAUGGAGAAUUGAGUAUUUUUUCUUUUAGAUUUAAUUACAUUUUUCGUCUAAUCAAACUCAACUUGUCCUAAUGAAUUUUAAUUAAUGAGGUUUUGUAGCUUAUUUUUUGCUCUUUAUAUGUUGCUGUUUGGUUUCCUUGUUUCCAUUUUGGUUUUUGAAUUGGUUCUUUGAUUCGGUGAGCCCACUGAGCCCUGUUGUUUUGUGAGGUUCGGCAAACUGCUAUAAACCUUUGGACGUGAAAUCAUUACAUAAAACCAAGUUUGACCAGAUGCUUCCAGGUUUAUCUUACCUUAGAGAAACAUUUGAACCUUUUAAAUCAGACAUUACUCUGCCUGCAUUUAAAACUGUCAGCCUACCUUGUAGAAGUGUCUAUUUUAUUACUUUUUGGGCCAAGGAUUCAGUGUAUUCCUGUGCAAAAAACUUUUGUACAUUCUUGUUUUAAUAUCUUAAACUAUUCUGCUAUAAACAUUUUAACUUUAGUUUUGUGCUGCUUUUUGUUAUUAUCUCCGGGUUAGGUUCCACUUCAGUGAAUUGCAUGUUUGAGAGACCAUUGUCUUGAUUCUUGAAACAGACUUGCACAACUGCUGCUUUACUCUUUGGUUGGAAAUGCCAUUGGCUUGGGGAUGGACUUUUCAAUGUCCUUUAGACUUCAGAUGUACUCCUUGGGGAGCCUGAGUGUUGGCCUGUCCCUCUAAGGUGGUGAUAAAGGGGAGACAGGAGCCUUGGCUCUCAGGCAUGGGUCUGGGAGCUAAGUGGGCUCUGUCUUUUUGGGUGACCCCUUAGCGACUUCAUCGACUCUUUCUAAGUAAUAGGGAAUCCCUUUUGCCACUCAGGGGAAUUGUUCUUUGGCUCGUACCGGUCCUGUUAACCAUGGAUCGGUUUUCCUAUCUUGAUUUCACUAGCGUGUCUGCUGCAGGAGCUGCGUCAGGGCAGGGAUUUUUGUCUGUUCUGUCUCCUGCUGUAUUGCCAGCACCUAGAUCAUUGUCUGGUGUACAUAGUAGGUGCUCAAUAAAAGUGUGUUUCAUGAAUCUCUAAAAUCUGUCCUCUGAUGUGUUGCGUGCGAGGAACAAGUCAUUGAAGGUACCACACUACGGCUCAUCCUCCCCCGGCACAAUGGAAGGAUUUUGCAACUCGUAAACAAGCUUCGGGUCAUCCUUCCCCAGGGUCCCCCACUCCAGCCACGGUUCCGUUGGGGUUUGCAUGACGACCUGGGAUGUACACUGCCAACGGGUUUUCAUCCUCAGCCGUCAGUGUCCAUUGGUCAAUGAGGAAAGUGAAGCAGAGACACAGCAAGCUGACCCCAAUAAAGAUGUCUCCUCAA